UUCAAUGCCCACAACUCAACCAAAUAGUAUUAGUUCUCAAAAUCUUUUAUCAUUUUCAUUCCUUUCACACAUGUAGAAAGUCUCAAACACGCCGGAAACAACUAACGUACGUACGUGAAGUGACGCCGGCCAAUUCCUCCCUUCAUUACAUUUGAAACUCGAUAAAGUAACGCAGAAUGAGAAGAUCAUCUUUGGGUGGCCUCUUCCUCGUGCUCGCCGCCGCCGUGUCGGCUUUCGGCGGCGGCUCAUCAGAGGCGGCGGCGGCACCCGCGGCGAAAGUGCAACCAACAAUACGCAACUACAAAUGGGAGGUGAAAUACGAGCUGAAGUCACCGGAUUGUUACCGGACUUUAGCGAUGGCCAUCAACGGGGAAACUCCGGGACCCACCAUCUUCGCUACCGAAGGGGACACCGUCGUGGUCGAGGUCAAGAACAGUUUAGUCACUGAAAAUCUCGCCAUCCAUUGGCAUGGCAUCAAACAGAUUGGAACGCCGUGGUACGAUGGCACAGAGGGGGUGAGCCAAUGCCCAAUUCUGCCCGGGGACACUUUCACUUACGAAUUCGUCGUGGACAAAGCGGGGACAUACCUAUACCACGCACAUUACGGGCUGCAAAGACAGACGGGAUCACAAGGGAUGAUAGUUGUAGCUGCUGCUAAGGAGAGCAAGAGGGAACCAUUUAGUUACGACGCACAGCCUCCGCCUAUUCUCCUCACGGAUUGGUACCACACGACUUACCAAGAACAAGCCGCUGGCCUCUCAGCCAUCCCCCUUGUAUGGGUUGGGGAGCCUCAGUCACUCUUGAUCAACGGGAGAGGAAAGUUCGCCUGUAGCGGCGCCGGCGACCAGGCUGCCGGAGUAUGUAACGCCACGAACCCGCAGUGCGCCCCCUAUUCCCUCAGCGUCCUUCCCGGCAAGACCUACCGCCUUCGGAUCGGUAGCUUGACCGCCCUCUCAGCUUUAAGUUUCCAAAUAGAGGGUCAUAACAUGACCGUGGUUGAAGCUGAUGGCAACUACGUGGACCCAUUUGUGGUGCAAAAUCUCUUCAUUUACUCUGGAGAAACCUAUUCCGUACUCCUCCGGGCAGACCAAGACCCAAAACGGAACUAUUGGAUGUCCACACAAGUCGUGGCCCGGAACAACACCACCCCAAAUGCAUUGGCCAUACUCAAUUACGGAACCAACAGUGCUACUCCAACAAGCCCCACUACUGCCCCACCGGUGGGGCCGCGGUGGGACGACCUCGCGCCCCGGGUAAACCAGAGCCGGUCGAUCCGGGCGCACCCGCGUUUCAACACCCCCCCGCCCAAGACCUCGGACCGCACCAUCGUCAUGCUCAACACGCAAAACAACGUCGACGGGAUGCGCAAGUGGGCCAUCAACAACGUGUCGCUGUUCUUGCCCCACACGCCGUACCUCGUCGCGCUCAAGUACAAGCUGUUGGCCGCCUUCGACCCUACGAGCCCGCCCGACGGCUACGACGAGCAGAAAUACGACAUAUACGCGGUCCAGAAGAACCCCAACGCCGUUGCGAGGGACGGAAUUUACCGGCUCGUGUUCAACUCGACCGUGGAUGUCGUCUUACAGAACGCCAACACGAUGAACCCGAACAACAGCGAGACGCACCCGUGGCAUCUGCACGGGCACGAAUUCUGGGUGUUGGGCUACGGGGACGGGAAGUUCAACCGGUCCACCGACCCGGAAAGGUUCAAUCUUGUGGACCCGAUCAUGAAGAACACGGUCCCGGUCCACACGUACGGGUGGACCGCGUUGCGGUUCAAGGCGGACAACCCGGGGGCGUGGUUGUUCCAUUGCCACCUUGACGCGCAUUUCUAUAUGGGGAUGGGUGUGGUGUUUGAGGAAGGGAUACAAAAGUUGGGGAAUUUGCCUCCUUCCAUUAUGGGAUGUGGACUCAGCAAAAACAUCACUCACCCAUAGACGCGCUGAAUGCUUAAUUAUUAUAUGUGGAGUUAUUUAUUUAAUUACACUCCCAUCCCAAACUAUUUUUGGAUAUGAAUCAUGUUUUUUUUUAUGUCAUGAGUUUUGAACGAUUAUUUAUAUGAUGUAUUCAUGGAGCCAUUCCAUUUUUAUUAUACGAAUGUAUUGCAUUAUUCCCUUCUUGUUUAAAUAAUCUUUUUAUUUUGAAUUAGAGAAAGUCACCAACAGAAGAGUCAUAAAAUAUAAUUCAUAAACUUGCUAUUUCUAA
Messenger RNA from Cuscuta campestris, 2205 nucleotides. Lineage: Eukaryota; Viridiplantae; Streptophyta; Magnoliopsida; Solanales; Convolvulaceae. The record is from the annotation of a GenBank genome assembly.